Messenger RNA from Miscanthus lutarioriparius, 666 nucleotides. The record is from the annotation of a GenBank genome assembly. NCBI's taxonomy places the organism in Eukaryota, Viridiplantae, Streptophyta, Magnoliopsida, Poales, Poaceae.
AUGGCCUGCCACCUGAGAUCCGCGAGUGUGCCCUCAAGCCCUCGCUCCAACAAAACCAACGUGGAGGAACAGCUCCAGAGCCUGAAGGCGACCAUCUCUUCAACCUCCACGACAGUCCAAACCAUCGUUGGUGGCCUGUCCAGGCUUGAGAGCAUCUACAGCUGCAUUGACGAGCUCGCAUGCUUGCCCAACACUAGCAGCCAAUGCCAGCAGAGGAAAGCAGUGGAGGAGGAGCUCGAGCGCUCUCUUGUUCUGCUCGACCUCUGCAGCGCCAUACAAGAAAGCUUGGCCGAGCUCAGGGCCAAGGCUCAGGCUUACGCCCGCUUGGCCAAGAAGGCGCAGAAGCAGUUCAAGAAGACCAGCAGCAAGGUUGCCCUUGAUGACACCGAAAGCCGCAGGGUGGUCAAGCUGUUGUCUGAAGCGAGAGAGGUCGCUCUGUCGAUGCUGGAAUCGGCGUUGUAUCUCCUAUCAAGGGAGAUCGUGACGCCGAGCGCCACCAAGUGGUCUCUUGUCUCCAAGGCAUUCCAGAAGAAAAGAGUCGCGUGCAGGGAGGAGCAAUUGCAAGCGUUGGAGUUGGAGAUUGUUGACCUUGAGAGCGAUGUUCAGGUUGUCUUCAGGAGACUGAUCCAAUGCAGGGUCUCUCUUCUGAAUGCUCUUAGCCUGUAG